UGACCCUAUUCCUCAGUUCAACCAAGCCUAUCCUCCUCCUCCUCCUCCUCCUCCUCCCAAUCCAUCUCUAGAAAAACCCUAACCCUAAUCUCUAAUCAUUUCGAUCUCAUAAAAAUAUCGAGAAAAUAGCUUAAAAUAUGGCGUUCUGCCUCCAUUCGAUCUCUUCCUCGCCUUUACACGCUCCGAGCAACGAUCACAAACCUGCUCUGAGCUGCUCGACGAAAGUUUUUGUGGGUCUAAAGCCCCAGUCAGCUGGUGCCUUUGGUAUUGGCAAGCCCAAUGUAAAUGUUGAUUUUCACAGCAGGGUUCAUAAAAGCCUCUCAAUAAGGGUUUCUAAUGCGAACCCAACACGUGCAAGAAUAUCUAUGAUGCCCAUUGGUACGCCAAGAGUACCAUAUCGAACUCCUGGUGAAGGAACUUGGCAGUGGGUCGACCUUUGGAAUGCUCUUUAUCGUGAGCGUGUUAUCUUCAUUGGACAACAUAUAGAUGAGGAAUUUAGCAACCAAGUAUUAGCGACAAUGUUGUACCUCGAUAGCAUCGAGUCAUCAAAACGGCUACAUUUAUACAUCAAUGGUCCAGGUGGUGAUCUUACACCAAGUAUGUCCAUAUAUGACACCAUGCAAAGCUUGAAAAGUCCUGUUGCUACCAACUGCGUGGGCUAUGCCUAUAACUUAGCAGGAUUUCUUCUUGCUGCUGGAGAGAAGGGUAGCCGUGUUGCCAUGCCUCUCUGUAGAAUUGCACUUCAGUCACCAGCCGGAGCUGCUCGUGGCCAGGCUGAUGAUAUUCAAAAUGAAGCAAAUGAGCUCCUUCGAAUCAGAGACUAUCUGUUUGGGGAAUUGGCCAAGAAGACUGGGCAACCUGUUGAAAAGAUCCACAAAGACUUGAGUCGAAUGAAGAGGUUCAAUGCGCAGGAAGCCCUGGAGUAUGGGCUAAUUGAUCGGGUCCUAAGACCAGCCAGAAUCAAGGCUGAUGCACCUCGCAAGGAAGUAGCAGGGACAGGCCUUGAUUAAGUUUGUGUGAU
Asparagus officinalis (garden asparagus) is the source of this 1021-nucleotide messenger RNA. Its product is annotated as ATP-dependent Clp protease proteolytic subunit-related protein 2, chloroplastic. The transcript has 9 exons. NCBI's taxonomy places the organism in Eukaryota, Viridiplantae, Streptophyta, Magnoliopsida, Asparagales, Asparagaceae. The record is from RefSeq and is a predicted model, not a curated record. Gene Ontology annotation, biological process: protein quality control for misfolded or incompletely synthesized proteins. Gene Ontology annotation, molecular function: ATPase binding; serine-type endopeptidase activity; ATP-dependent peptidase activity. The coding region runs from base 138 to 1010 and encodes 290 amino acids. Gene Ontology annotation, cellular component: endopeptidase Clp complex.